Molecule: messenger RNA, 1161 nt
Organism: Torulaspora delbrueckii
Lineage: Eukaryota; Fungi; Ascomycota; Saccharomycetes; Saccharomycetales; Saccharomycetaceae
Gene: RMT2
Product: protein-arginine N5-methyltransferase
Exons: 1
Coding region: 1-1161 (386 amino acids)
Biological process (GO): peptidyl-arginine methylation
Cellular component (GO): nucleus; cytoplasm
Molecular function (GO): protein arginine N5-methyltransferase activity
Source: RefSeq, a predicted model, not a curated record
AUGUCUGAUCUGCAUCAUCUGCUUACAUUCCCAACGAGACCUAUAGGUCAGGACUACUUGACAAGCCUGCAGGAAUACCUUUCGAGUGGUAUACCGUCAACGUAUACGCUUGAACAGGCGGCUGCUUUCAUGAAAGAUGGAUCGGACGAUGUUGGUGAAUCGAGCUCUAAUACCACACCAUUGCAUAUUCUGGCCCGUUCGUUGCCUUUGGAUCUCUCACAGCAGGAGACUGAUGUGGUCUUGGAGAUGAUGAAUACGCUUUUCGAGUAUGGUGCAGGUUGGAAUUUUAUAGACUACGAGAACAAGACCAUUGGAGAUUUACUGCUCGAAAGAAAUCAAAAGAGAGAUGGGCCAUUGUACAGCAGAGUCGUGGAAGCAGGUGUAACGGCAGAAUUACUGCACCGGAAAAUUAAUGGCGGAGAGAUAGAGUUCAUUGAAGACCCCACAGACGUUGAACCACAGGUCAUCGAACCAACAGAGGAAGAAAUUGCCGAUCAUACAGCUGAUGACCAGGAUACAUACCUAGACACCAAGCUAGAGUACACAGAGGGAUUUCUUGUCACCAAAGAAAACAGAGAUGGUGUUAUGAUGGACUGGGAAACAGACAUAAUGGACCUCGCUGCCAAGACCAUUUGUCCCCCAGCGAGAGAACUCACCGUGCUAAAUAUCGGCUUUGGCAUGGGAAUCAUCGAUGGCCUGAUCCAAUCACACCACCCUCACAAGCACUACAUCUGCGAAGCACAUCCCGAUGUGCUAGCCAAGAUGAAAGCCGACGGCUGGUACGACCGCCCCAAUGUCGUAGUGCUCGAAGGCCGCUGGCAGGAUUCACUAAACGCUCUACUGGACGAAGGUACCGUUUUCUUCGACGGGAUCUACUACGAUACUUUCAGCGAACACUACGACGAUAUGCUCGACCUCUACAGUGUUGUCGUAGGCCUGCUCAAGCCCGAUGGUGUCUUCUCCUUCUUCAACGGACUGGGCGCAGACAGAUCACUAUGUUAUGACGUCUACCGCCGCAUCGUAGCCCUCGAUGUUCAAGACUACGGUUUAGAAUGCCAGUAUACGACCGUUCCAGUCACAAUUGAUCAGCAAUGGCACUCCGUCAAGCGCUCGUAUUACAACUGCAAUUACUACUAUCACCCACGGAUAACUUUCCGCUAG